AUGGUGGAGACAAAUAUAGAAAUAAAAAUUGAAGAAGAAUUUCCUGCAGAAAUUAAUAUUGUUAAAGAAGAAAUUGAAGGUGACAAUGAUGAUGUGCUAAAGGAAGAGAGCUCCAGUGCAUGCGCUACAAUACGUGCUUUGUCUCUGUGUCUGUCUGUCUCUCUCUCUCUCUCUCUCUCUCUCUUUCUCUUUCUCUCUCCCACAGAGUACACGCCAGCUCACUCCAACAGCUUCCAGCAGCCUCCAGCUCACUCCUGCAGCUUCCAGCAGCCUCCAGCUCACUCCUGCAGCUUCCAGAAGCCUCCAGCUCACUCCUGCAGCUUCCAGCAGUCUCCAGCUUACUCCUGCGGCGCUUUACUGACGUCCCGCUACCUAUUCCAGCACCCGCUGACGCCUGACGAUCUAAUCCAGUGCCCAUUGACGUCCAGCGACCUGUUCCAGCGCCCGUUAACGUCCGGAUACCGUUCCCGAACAAACGACAUCUGUCGUCUUACCAUCCACCGUUCACAAAUAAAGACACGAUUUCCAUUGUCUACAACGGACCAUCUGCGCAUACGGCUAGCAGAGAAGAUGGCGAAAAACACUGAAGCAGAAAUCAACACAUCCGCCGCCCUGUUACAACUACCACCAUACAACUCGAUCAACACCAGGAGUUGGUUUAUUCAACUUGAGGCGAUAUUUUCAGCCCGAAAGGUCACACGACAGGACACGAAAUACGCCUCCGUGGUACAAGCCUUACCAGUAUCAAUCGUUGAAGAAGUGGAAGACAUCAUUCUCAACACCCCGGACCAACUCCCAUACACCUGCCUCAAAGAAGCCAUCCUCAAACAUACGGCACGUUCGGACGAAGACCUCAUCAGAGACCUAUUCUCUAAUGUGUCUCUCGGUGAGAGAACCCCAUCCCGGCUCCUACGUUUGAUGAAGAGCUGCCUCGGGAACAACACCAUGGCAGAACCCAUCCUCCGAGGGCUAUGGAUGGAUCGGUUACCACCGAAUAUAACGCAAGUCCUAGCCCUGGUACCAGUAGAAACGCCCCUUACGUUGUGGCCGAUUCAGCCGACAAGAUAUACUCCCAGGCUCACCAAAAAGUCCACCAGCGAAACCCAGCACCACGCACACGAAAUCGAAGCCGUACCCGCAGCUCAAGUCCAGGACAGAGAAACAGUGCGGACGAAUGUUGGCACUACCAAACCUUCGGUCACCGAGUCCGCAAUUGCCACCCUCCCUGCAGACGCAAUAAGACCCAGGGAAACGAAUAGACCGACAGGCAGCGACGACGAUCCCUGUCAGUACUCGCUCACACAGUCGUCUCUUUUACUUGAUACUGGCGCAGCCAUCAGCGUGAUACCACCCACCAACAGAUCCGCCUUGAAACCCACCCCAUUCCAACUUCGAGCGGCAAACGGCUUCACCAUAGAAACCUAUGGGAACAAGGAACUUACCUUGAACAUCAACCUCAGGCGCGGCUUCAAAUGGUCAUUCACCGUAGCUGACGUCAGGACACCCUUGCUCGGUGCCGACUUCUUGGUACAUUACAACCCGGCUGUCCAUAUGAAGAUGAGGACCCUGUCCGACAACACGGCAUCCAUUAAGAUCACAUGGAUCCCUUCGAGCUUCAACACAACUAGGAUCAGCGUGGCAACACAGCACGACCCACGCUACGUAGAAAUCCUGCGCCGUCCUUUCACUCAGGAACUUCGCCAUAAAAUGGCCCAACUGAAGUAUACACCACCCAGGCAACCAUCACCAACUAUCCACGUUCCACAACAGCUUCAGGACUGCGAGUUCAUUUUUGACCGAAAUGAUGCGGUAAAGAAACCACUAACACCAACAUACCAGGGUCCAUUCAAAGUUUUAAAACGCUCUGAGAAGCACCUCACCAUCGAUCAAGGAAGCCGGACGGACACCAUCUCUAUUGACAGAGUCAAACCAGCUUUUCUGGAAAAAUCUCCACGUGAGACAGAACCCGUCUCAACACACCCAGAACUCUCACCUGCCUCAACAACCACGCAAUCGCAACCGUCACAACCAAGGUCAGAGCCAACCCCAGAAGCACCAACCACUCCAACCAGGCAGACCCGCCUUGGAAGGAAAGUCACCUUCCCUAAGAAGUACAAGACAUAUAUUUUAUUGAUAAUGAUCAAUUAUCCUGGGAGAGGGCCUUGUCGCAGUGUGCCCGAUCACCACUCCUCCUUUCGUAAACAAUCCCGAAUAUGCCUGCCGGUAGAAAAAGGUCACGACCCUCACGCCAGCUCACUCCUGCAGUUUCCAGCAGCCUGCAGCUUCCAACAGUCUCCAGCUCAUUUCUGCGGCGCUUUACUGACGUCCCGCUACCCAUUCCAGCACCCGCUGACGCCUGACGAUCUAAUCCAGUGCCCAUUGACGUCCAGCGACCUGUUCCAGCGCCCGUUAACGUCCGGAUACCGUUCCCGAACAAACGACCUCUGUCGUCUUACCAUCCACCGUUCACAAAUAAAAACACGAUUUCCAUUGUCUACAACGGACCAUCUGCGUUUGUCAUCCUUCUUUGCUAUUGCCAUCUCCUUGCCUUUGUGUCCCCUUUUUAGUUGUACGGUCGAUUGA
This is a messenger RNA of Acanthosepion pharaonis, 2583 nucleotides long. NCBI's taxonomy places the organism in Eukaryota, Metazoa, Mollusca, Cephalopoda, Sepiida, Sepiidae. The record is from the annotation of a GenBank genome assembly.